Messenger RNA from Hibiscus syriacus, 348 nucleotides. RefSeq lists its product as uncharacterized. The coding region runs from base 1 to 348 and encodes 115 amino acids. Gene Ontology annotation, biological process: photosynthesis. The record is from RefSeq and is a predicted model, not a curated record. The transcript has 2 exons. Gene Ontology annotation, cellular component: membrane; photosystem II. Lineage: Eukaryota; Viridiplantae; Streptophyta; Magnoliopsida; Malvales; Malvaceae.
AUGCUGACAUGGCAAGAGCACCACAAAUCUAAAAUGAUUCCCCUCCCUCCAUUUCCCUUCAUAGGAGCAGAGAAAAUUGAAGGGGGUUGGCUCAGAGGGUUUGUUGAAGCCAUUGUCAGUGAAGGCGGUGAAGUGAAAGCUGCUUCAUCAGUAAAGGAGACAGCAGCGGCAAUCACAACAUACAUGCUGAUCCCUCAAGCUGCUGAUGGAGUCACACCUUCUCUCAAAAACUUCUUGCUUAGCAUCACGGCUGCUGGUCUUGUGCUUGCUGCCAUUGUUGGAGCUCUAAUUGGCGUGUCCAACUUCGACCCUGUCAAGCAGACCUCAACCAUUUCUCUAAAAUACUAA